Gastrolobium bilobum is the source of this 1064-nucleotide messenger RNA. RefSeq names its product BI1-like protein. NCBI's taxonomy places the organism in Eukaryota, Viridiplantae, Streptophyta, Magnoliopsida, Fabales, Fabaceae. Gene Ontology annotation, cellular component: membrane. The record is from RefSeq and is a predicted model, not a curated record. The transcript has 4 exons. The coding region runs from base 41 to 763 and encodes 240 amino acids.
GAGAAGAAAGAAGAAGAAAGUGGGUCCCAUUUCUAUAAAGAUGUACACAAACGUUAAGGGCGAGGAGUUUGACAUCGAGUCAGGGGAGACCCUCUACCCGGGUCUCAGCCUCAGCGACAACCAGCUCCGAUGGGGCUUCAUCCGCAAGGUCUAUGGCAUCCUUUCUGCGCAGAUCGUUCUCACCACCAUCGUCUCCGUCAUAACCGUUUUCUAUGCUCCCAUAAACGAUCUCCUCAAGGGAAAUUCCGGCCUCCUCCUCUUCGUCCUCUUCCUCCCCUUCAUAUUCUUGAUCCCUUUACUCAAGUACCAACAAAAGCAUCCUCAUAAUUAUAUCUUGCUUGGACUCUUCACCAUCUCAAUUAGCUUCACUGUUGGAGUGACAUGUGCUAACACGGAUGGAAAAAUUGUUCUUGAGGCAUUGAUUUUGACCUCGGCAGUUGUUUCUUCUCUCACUGGCUAUGCCUUUUGGGCUUCCAAGAAGGGCAAGGAUUUUAGCUACCUUGGUCCAAUAUUGUUCACCUGCCUCGUUACUCUCUUCGUCACUGGCAUGAUGCAGAUGUUCUUCCCUCUUGGACCAACAGCCCAUGCUAUAUAUGGUGGAAUCGGUGCUAUGAUUUUCUCUGGUUAUAUUGUCUAUGACACUGACAACCUCAUCAAGCGCUUCACUUAUGAUGAGUACAUUGGAGCCUCUGUCACUCUUUAUCUUGACAUUCUGAACCUGUUCCUUUCCAUCUUGAGGGUGCUCAGGGAGGCAAACAAUUAGUCAUCCUGUGUGAAUUUGAAAUUGAAAUUGAAUUUGAAUUUGAGUUAAAUAUUUGAAACUACUUCGUUGCAUAUUUUUAAUACCGUAGCAAGCAUUGUUAAGGUACACUAUCCUUCUCUUGUAUUCCUUAACGGCUGACAGUACUUUGAUGACAUGGAAAAUUUGUAGCUUUACAGUUGUAUUUUAAGUGUGAUAUAAGAAUCUUCUAUGCCAAUUGUUCUUUUAUUUGUUCUGGUUGUUUUAUUUUAUGAGAGUUAUUAUACAGUACAUAUAUUAUCAUACCACCAUCAUGAUAUUGUAC